Lactuca sativa (garden lettuce) is the source of this 730-nucleotide messenger RNA. Its product is annotated as putative magnesium transporter NIPA8. NCBI's taxonomy places the organism in Eukaryota, Viridiplantae, Streptophyta, Magnoliopsida, Asterales, Asteraceae. The record is from RefSeq and is a predicted model, not a curated record. Gene Ontology annotation, cellular component: membrane. Gene Ontology annotation, biological process: magnesium ion transport. Gene Ontology annotation, molecular function: magnesium ion transmembrane transporter activity.
AUCUUAAUAACCCUAACCAAAUUGCCGACCAUCCCAUUGCUGCCGUUCACACAGACCAUCAUUCCGCCGAAGAAAAGUUCGCAUUUAUCAUCAUUAUUGACUCAGACAGAAAGACAUGCUCUGCUAGUUGAAGGGAUUAAUGGAAAGACACUACUGAGGCCUAUUAUAAGCAUCCAAUCUUGGAGAAUAGGUAUUCUAUUUUUUGCUUUUGGAAAUGCCCUUAACUUUAUUUCCUUUGGAUAUGCUGCUCAGUCGCUUCUUGCAGCAUUGGGAUCCAUACAAUUUGUGUCAAAUAUCGCGUUUUCCUAUUUUGUCUUACAGAAAACAGUCACUGUAAGUAUAGUAUUAGUUGCCACAACUUUUAUUGUUCUUGGAAACAUCUUCCUUGUUGCUUUUGGCAAUCACCAAUCACCUGUUUACACACAGGAGCAGUUGGCAAAAAAGUAUAGCAACAUUACUUUCCUAUUUUACUGUCUGCUUUUGGUAGUGGUGGUUCUCAUGCAUCAUUAUGUAUACAGGAGAGGAGAAUUGUUGCUUGCUAUUCCAGGGAAGGAUCUUAUGAGAUACUGGAAGUUACUGCUUCCUUUUUCAGUAUCAUUCUUGUAGAAUAAACAUGUUUCUUGAUAGCUAUUAGACUCUAAGUAAUAUUCUGUUAGAAUAAAGUAUAUGUUUUCUUAUAGAAUCUUUGUUUGUCAUUUUUUAUUAUUUUGGAUAAAUUUUAAUUCUUUAA